AUGUAGGUUGAGAGAGGUGGUUUAUAUAGGGGACUUGGAAGUCCCCAGCCUGUGAACUCAUUGCUUUCCUCAGCUGUUUGAAAGGCAGACACAGAGUUUGGGGGUAACUCCAAGAGCACACAUAAAAAUGGAGCUGAACUCUCUGUUAAUUCUUCUGGAAGCAGCUGAGUAUUUGGAAAGAAGAGACAGAGCGUUCCUGCAAAGGAGGAAAAAAUGCAUGGAAAAAUAUAUUGCCACUAAUGCUGACUUUGUCCCUAGAAGCAGAACAUGGCUAUGCAUCAGUGUUACCCUUCGAUAGUGACUAUUCCAGAAAGAAAACAAAGGCAGGCACGCUGGCCAGAAAAUCCCAGAAUAACAGGUCAUCACACAACGAACUAGAAAAACAUAGACGGGCUAAACUCCGGCUAUAUUUGGAGCAGCUAAAACAGCUUGUGCCUCUUGGGCCAGAUAGCACCAGACACACCACUCUAAGUCUGUUGAAAAGAGCCAAGAUGCAUAUCAAGAAAUUGGAAGAACAGGACCGAAAAGCUCUAAAUAUUAAAGAACAAUUACAGCGGGAGCACCGCUACCUCAAACGUAGAUUGGAACAGUUAUCCGUGCAGGGCAUGGAACGUAUCCGCACUGACAGUAUGGGAUCAACAAUAUCCACUGAUUCUGAACAAGAAGUAGACAUUGAAGGAAUGGAAUUUACACCAGCUGAAAUGGACAGUAUUGGAAGUGCCAGUGAUGUUGAAGACCACUACAGUUUGCAAAGCAGUUCAAGUGAUGGUGGCUAUACACAUUCCCGCAGACUUAAUGCCAGGCUCUCAUAGUGCCUGAGUUUCCAAUUCAGCUCAGGACCAUCUAACUGAAGCACUUAUAGAAGAAAAUUCCAGAGGUGUCAACUGCCACUCUUCCGGGAAACCCCAACCACAGCACUCUGAAAUGGAGGUUUUGUACCCACGGUUCCCUGCACUGUAACCACAAUAUUCGAUAUUGCAAAUCAUGGUUUUGCUGCAGAGAACUGUGGUUAGGUACAGUUGUGACUUAAAGCUAGCUUGAUGUAGCCAUACUGCAAAUUUUAAAAAAUCAUAUCAUUCCAUGCAAGAAGUAUUAAAUUCAACCUGUUGGAAGCAUAUGAUGGCAUAAGGAAGUUUAAUAAGAAAAUCAUUUUGAUUUUGCAGAAACCAUUUUCAAAUAUUGAAGAAUAAAUGAAAUCUAUGACGUUAGUGAUUCAAAUCUAUAAAAAUUCAACUACUUUUUUUCUUGUCUUUUUCCUUCAUGAAAAAUUAUUAAUGCUUUAUAGCAGGCUGUAGAGUAUAAAUUCUUUUACUAGUUGUGUUUGAGAGAGGCAGACAGAAAAAAAUCUCCAAAUCUCAGAUGAUCUUUAGAAAAAAGAUCAUAUUAACAAGUCACUACUGUACUUCAAAAUGGGGAGGAAAAAAGCCAGCUCUAAUAAUGACUUCAUGUGGGAUGAUCUCAACUUUCUUUUGCUUUUUGCAUUCAGCAUCCAACCAGCAGCAGAUCAUUCUCACCAUGAUAACAGAGCUAGCACAAAGUAACACUGGAGUGUUAACCUAUUAUCAUGGAAGAGAUGUCUUUUGAAACAUUUUGGUAUUUUUUGUAAAGAAUGCAGAGCUCAAAUUAUCCAGAUUUUGAUAAUUAAACCUCUCCUUACAAGGAAUGUUAGCUAAUGUUUCUUUUUUCCUAUUUAUAGCUGCCAAUACGUUUUUAUGGAAGGCAUGGCUUAUAAUUACAGUAUUCAGCUAGAGGAUAAUUAAUCAUUUUUUCUUCUUUUGCACGCUAUAAUUGCAUCUUCUAUUCUUAAAUAAAGUGCAAAAAAAUAAAGUGUAUGCUGUAAAACAGCAAAGUUUAUUUAGUACUCAUCAAGCUGUUCAGAACAUAUUUACCCAAAUUGUAGCAAUACUAUGAAGAUGUAUUUUAAUACAACUUUGGCUUAGUGAAGUCAUUAGAGCUUGGCUUGCUGGGUAAGAAAAAUGGACCAGUCUUUGCAUUAUCUGUAUAAAGAAGGUCUUUUAAAAAAAAGAAAAAAAAAAGAAAAGAAAAAUGAAAAAAAGCUAUAAACACUUCUAGAGAAGUGAUUUUAGCAAGUGUAGUCUAUAUUUCCUGUAAGAGAUUUUGUAUUAUAUUUUCCUAAAUGUUCUCAUUUACUUGUAUAGGGAGGGGAAUGGUACAGACCCAAACCAGAGUCUCAGGGACUCUUCACCCUUGUCAUAUUGUGCCUUGGUGACCAUUUAUGUAUGUCUCUCCUUUUUCAUGGUUUAAAGGCAACUAAGCUUUGUUUAUUUCAAGACCCUCUGUUUGAAUGGUCAGUUGUCCAUUUUAUUACAAAUGAAGCACUGAGAGUUAUAAAUCUUCUCACAUCCAAUCCGUGUGUCUUUUUAGUUCAAUUAUAAAAUUAGGUUUGUGAGAGGGUUAACCAUUAAUUACAUUAUACUUCAUAGAGGCCCUCCCUUUGAUUCUUCAGCACACAGAUCUACAUUUUGUUAGCUUUUUGAACCAGGGUCUCUGUGAGACCAAUAUUAAAUGGCUAUGGAAAUAAAUGUAUUGUAUAAUGCUAUAGGAUGUCUAACUGUGGUACCAUUUUAAUAUUCAAAUAUAAAAAACUCAUGACAUACUGACCAUAAUGAUCAAAACAAAGAUUCAGUUGUUCUUUCAACAUUAGACAUAUGUGCCCUCCCUUUGGCUUUUACAAGAGAGUAGAAAUAUGAAUACAUUUUGUGGCAGCUUACAAUCCUUGUUUGCACUCUUGCUUACUGCUUGAAACUUGCCAACAAGGAAAAUGUAUACUUUUAAUUUACAUAACCUAAUUUAUGGCCACCUGUACUUUGGCUUUGGGGAGGGGCCUAAGGUUAUAAACUCUGGCAGCUGAAUAAUAAAAAAACAACAAUUAACUUUUCUGUGAUGCAGGUUUUGGUAUUAUGUUAUACACCUUUGCAUAUUACUAAAAUCCUCAUUGUUGGGGAAAACACACAGCAAUAUACUCACUGUGUGUAGCUGACAAGCAGCAGAAAUUACUAGCUCCUUUGGUGCAUAUGUAACUAAUUUCCAAAUCUGGAAAAAUUAAGUGUUUACUUUAACACACGACUGUUAACAGGGGAAAAAAAAGGCUAGUAUAUUGUUGCUGUUCAUUUAUUAUAUAAUGAACACAUUCAUGAAUUGUAAAGUGUUUCCUUUCGUGACAAGCAGCUCUUGCACAGAACCUCCUAAUAAAAAGAGAUUUGAAACUCACAGAAGGAGAGUAGAGAUUUUAAAUCCAACAUUGUUGUACCUUAUGUUGAUCAGAAGUUCUCCUUUUAAAGAUGAAUGUGCUAAUUUAAUGAGUUCUUCCACGCUGGGUAUCCAUGGCUUUGUAGAUCUUAUAUUUUCAAUAAAAAUUACUCCAAUAAUCUGAAUGGAAAUAAAAAAGGUUUUAUUUGUUUUUACUCUUUUGCAUAUUAUUAUGGUAAGCAUUAUCAAGACAAAGAAAUAUGGUAUCAUUUUCAUGAAGUGUUUGUCUUAAUUAAAGUCUGAUGUAAUAUGACACUUUCAGACAUUGGACCCAUUCCUGCAGUAGUAGUAGCUCCAUUGAAGUCAAUGGCACAACUGAUGUACUAUUUGCAUGAGUAAGGGUGUGCAGGAUCAGACCAAUAGCCCAAACAGUAUCAAAGUGCUAACAGCUCUAUCCAUCUCCCUUUGAUUUCUGCGGUGAUGGAUGGAUUCCUGUGAUUCUGUUCCAAAACAUUAUUCUUCACCCUAUUUAGCAGCAUUAUUAAUUAUGACAUUACCUUAUGGCAUGGCAACUAGGGAUGAAUACAGUUUCCUGUUUUGCUUUGUUUUUUAAAUAAUUUAAAGGUGGAUGUUUCUCAUUUUUGUGUGUGUAAUUAUUAGUGUUGUGAUCAAAACAGUACAGCAAAAAAGGGAGAGGGGAUGGGAGAGAGAUAUUUAAUCAUUUUCUUGGAGUAACUACACCUAAUCCAAUCAUCCUGCCAUGUUGUUUUAUAAUGUUUUUAAAAUUGAGAAUAUCAUAUUUUAAGUUUCUUUCUUUUGCACUUUCUAAAUGUGAAAAGUUGCGAGGUCUAUAGGAGUAUGGGGCUGGAGCGUCUCUCCCAUGGAACAAGGCCUGGAGGAAAUUGCCAUAAAGUUCUCUUUGCAGAAUUUUCUCUGAAGUUGUUCCAUAAGGAGAUUUGACUGCUCUCCUACCCAUGGAAAAAGGAGGAAAUUCUGCCUUCAGAACCCUAUAGAUCCCAAGGGAUCUGCAAGAGGCCAUGUCCCAGCCAGGAUUUACACUUGUUCUGGUGCCUAGUGUUCAUCACCUCCUCAGCUUUACUUGGGUCAUGUUGUGAGUAUUUUCUGUACCACUGCCUGUGUGGAGCUAUGAAAACAUCAAAGCAGCUUAAGGUAGCAUUAAUUUUUUUCAGAUUCCCCAUGAGAUUUAGAGGGACAAUGCAUGUCCCCUGACUCCAUCCUACCCUUCCCAGCUGUUUCCACAAAUUGAUGGAUGGCUAACCAACCUACCCUACCCUUUUUAGAAGACUAAGAUCUGUGCAAGAACUGGAUACUGCAUUUCCUUAUGCAAAGCUCCUACUGACUUCACUGCGAGUUUUGCCACAGUGAAAAAUGGGCAGGAAUGGGCCAAAAAACAAACAAACAAAAAAAUCAAUGAUAGCGCUAAAGUUCAUGUCUGGUAUUUACAAAGAUACUAAAUUUUAAUUGCUUAUUGUGAAACUCUUCAGAUUUGGAAAUACUGUCUGCUAGGACCUGGUACAACUCACAUUUAAGUUAAAGAAAAGACUCUCAAUGACUUGAAUGGGUAUUGGAUCAGGCAUAUCAACUGCAAUUUAAUUUUUUUUGCAAGCAGGUAGUUUGUAACAAUCUAGAGAGUACAUAUGACAAAUGGAGAAUUUUUUGUUUGAUAAAUAUUUACAUGGUUUUUAUUUUCUUCUUACCACAAGUUCUAUCAGACCAAUGUUGCUCUAGUAUUUUCAGUUAAAAUAAUAAAGUAAUCACAAUAUUUUAAAAAAUGGUAAGAGACUGUGUGCACAUGAGUUUGGUCUACAAGUAUGCUCUUGUCUACUACACCAAAGCUUGCUCAACUGUGUAAUAGUCCCCAGUUCAUUUACAGUUGUAUAAAACAGCGUAUACAGGUAGGUUGGGUGACCAUUUGGCCCUUUUAUCAAUGUUAAAUCAAUUAUUAAUCUAUUUAAUUAUCACUGUUUUUUCUUCCUCAAAGGUCAUUUCCAUACACAAAAUAAAUGUUUCUCAAUUAUGAACCCAGCCAGCACAAUCACUGAACAAAGGAUAUUAAUUUUAUACACUUGUUUUGUGAAGACAUUACCUUAUUAAUGUUUAAAAACCAAAUCUGAGAAUCCUUCUUCAUUAUAUUUAUUUACUGCUAGAGGCCAGCGCCUUGUGUUUAAAAAAAAAAAGGGGGGGCAAAACAUUCAAUCCAUCAAUAAUGCCCUUUCCAAAAUUGAAUGCAAUGACUAUAAUGCUACUUUAGAUUUAUUUUUUUUAAAGGAGAGAUGCUUUCACUAUAAAAUAAAACAGGUAAAAUUAUCAGAUAUGAGACAUUUCACCAACAAUGAAUGUGUGUUAGUGUGGUUUGUGAAUGAAAGGCAAUAUUCCUAAUUGAUAGCUCCAAAAAUCUAAGUUAUGUGUACUAUGUAACUGCUUAAAAUGAAGGGAAAGUAUAAAGUGGGAACUAUUAGAAACCAUUUGGUCAUUUGGGCUUGUCAUUAUCCUAAAUUCUAGAAAUGAAUCCCAACAAAGAUUCCUGGUGACCCAAGUACACCUAUAGAAAACUUGGUAGUGAAUCAUAGUGAAGACAGUCUAAUUUCAGAACUUCAGCCUUCAACUUUGCAUAGGUAAUGUGGGUAUAAAAUAUGGUGACAUUCAGUGUUCGUCGUUUAAAGGGUCUGUGCAAUAACAAGUCUUAAUGGCUGAUAUUUCACUACGUGUGAAGUACAUAGUAGGCACCGAAAAAGAGCCUCUUGCUGUGGCGGUUAUGUUUCUGGUGAAAUUCUAGAGGUGUACUGGGUGCAUUCUGUGCCAGAGCCAUUGGAAUAUAUAUCUGAAAAGGAACGCUUCAUAGUUCUAAGAUGUAUUAUAUUGUAAAGAUUCAUUUGUACACACGUACAUAGUGCAUGCUACACUGUGUAGCAUACACUGAAAGUAUUGUGUUAUAUCAUUCUUUCAUUGUAAUAUAAAUACAAUUUUUAUACCUGA
Molecule: messenger RNA, 6207 nt
Organism: Gopherus evgoodei (Goodes thornscrub tortoise)
Lineage: Eukaryota; Metazoa; Chordata; Testudines; Testudinidae
Gene: MXD4
Product: MAX dimerization protein 4
Exons: 6
Coding region: 240-812 (190 amino acids)
Biological process (GO): regulation of transcription by RNA polymerase II
Molecular function (GO): DNA-binding transcription factor activity, RNA polymerase II-specific; RNA polymerase II cis-regulatory region sequence-specific DNA binding; protein dimerization activity
Source: RefSeq, a predicted model, not a curated record